Frieseomelitta varia is the source of this 7035-nucleotide messenger RNA. RefSeq names its product autism susceptibility gene 2 protein-like (gene tay). The transcript has 16 exons. The coding region runs from base 1972 to 5748 and encodes 1258 amino acids. The record is from RefSeq and is a predicted model, not a curated record. Lineage: Eukaryota; Metazoa; Arthropoda; Insecta; Hymenoptera; Apidae.
CGCACUAUCGAAUAAAGGUUUAUCCUCAAUCCGUAUAGGUGGUGCUGCUUGCUUACGAUCUAGUGACAAAUCGAAAGUAUCUAGAAACAAAGAAGCGAAAGAGAGGGGAAUAUAAUGGUGUAAAAGGCACGACCCCAGGCACAGACACACAUCGAACGUAAUUUCUGUUCGCAUGUCCCGUCUUGGAAGCAAGGUACGCCAUGUUCUCGGUCGUUGUAUUCAGAGGGAAAUAGCUGUUUUCAGUAAAAGAGAGACAGAAGUAGCAGAAGGCGAUAGAGGAGGAAGCGAGGUGGAAGAGCAUGAGGAAGCGAGAAAGAGAGACGGACGAAUGACAGAAAUGUAUAGCCGUGGUGGCUGAAGCAGCAGCAGCAGCAGCAAGAACUGGCAGCAGCAGUAUCGCACAGAGGAUAGGAUAGAAUCGCGUCGUCCACGCGUAAUUCGGGGCGUGUGCUAGGUUGGCCGUUUUCUCUAGCUCGUGUCCGUAGCUACGUAUCAAAGAUGUACAUGCAGUGGCAGUGCGGGAUACGCGUCACCGUCCCGUGACGACAACGUUCCGAGAGGUGCAAGACCGCAAAGCACGGUGUGGGCAGGUCGCGGCCAUUUUUACCACACGAUGCGGCAACCGUGCGUGCCUGUUCGAUCCGCCAUUCCAAACAAUCGGUGUACUUCGUGCCCUCGCUGGGUGCAUCUAGCCACGGCGACUCGCGGGGACACUGUCGAGAAACGAUAAUACGUGCCACAUUAUUGUCGAGACGUGGAUAUAUCAUCCCCAUUGGUCGUACACGACAGCCGGAGACGAAAGCUCGUGAAAGCCGGCAGUGUUACUGGUGUUACUGGUGCCUAGUGGACGUCGUCGACGACGACGUGGAGGAAGAGGAAGAAAAGAAGGAUGAUGUACGAUGAUAUGGUGUACGAUGGUGUGCGAUGAUCAUGGCGAAAAAGAAACGACUCGAACAUUGGAACAUGAAUGUUAAAUAAAUACAUUUGGUUGGUUAGUGCUGUCGGGGCAUGUCUGUGAUUUCUGUUUAAUCAUUCACACAGUGCGUUGUUUCACCGAUGAUAGUGCACACUAGUUUAAUGGCCAGUGAUUUCUCUUGGUUUCUUUCUUCUUGGUGUUUUGUCGGCCUCUGUCGUUGUCGUUGUCCGCCCUGUGCGUGCGUGUUUCGCGUGUACCUACUCGCCACGCACAUCGGACUCUCUUCCUCGGCAGCGCGAUCGAUGUGACACCGUGUGACCGCCUGUACGAACGUCUUUUACCAACGAAAAUCCUCUCUCUCUCGUUAAUUCUCAUUCUCGCAGGACUGUCGCGAACCGUGGAACUGAUAUUCCUGGAAUAUACGGGAGAGAAAUAUACGGGGUGAUCCAAGCAAAGAGUGUUGUAGAUACGUGUGUCCCGUCGGUAAACGGGGUCCGCUGUCCCGUCUCUUCUCGCGAGUGUGUAUUCAAAAAGUCAGUGUGUCUUUCUUAUUCGCGCUCCCUUCAUUCUUCACCCUCGUUCUCUCUCUGCCUCGCUCCAUCUGUCUUAUUCAUUUAUUCUCGUUUUCUCUGUUUUCCAUUCCCGUGUUCUUUCCUUAUUUUACACUCUCGCCGCCUUUCCUGAUCGUCUCUCUCCCUCUCGCAGUAAAACAGCAUUAAAGACGAUUGUAGAUAGAAUGCUCGACGAUACUACGAUAAUACAACGGUUGUCAUCGUCGUUCGCGUCGUCGUCGUCGUCGUCGUCGUCGCCGUCGUCGUCGUUCUUGUCUAACUCUUGUUUAUCUAACUGCUUGUUCACGGAUUGGCAGCAAUUUUCUUACGGCUUGUUCCUCCAUCGAGGACUUGUCAUCGAGCAAGCCGAGUCGUCCUCGUCGCGGUCGUCGUUACUGAGGGUACCUCGAUCGUGAGGUGUCUCGGUGGACGUGCCGAUACUCUCGUAUAGCGGGGGGCACGACAACGGCCUCUCGCACGGGAGAACAGGACGUCUGCCUCGAGAUGGAGAUCGAGGCGAAACAACGGAACCAAAGGAAUCGGAGACGAGAACGAGCACAACGUAUGUUGGCGCAAAGGGAGAGCCUGGCAAGUGCGAAGCAGCAACAGCAACAACAGCAACAACAAACGAGACAACGGCCGAACGACGAGGAGGACAGCCACAGCGGCGAGGACGAGGACCCCGCCGCCGGUCUUGGCCUCGGACUUGCCAGGACCGGUCAUCCUCGUGACAGCCAUUCGCGACCGCCCAGGCCACCGCGACCCCCGAGGCCUCGUAAGAAGUCUUCUCUCGCGGCUGCCAACCAGAAGGAGCCUCCCUUCGAAGAGGAUAUUAUCGACGGUUUUGCCAUACUCGCCUUCCGCACCUACGAAGAACUCGAGAGUGCAAUAAAGCUAGCUGGCAAAAAUAAUGUAAAGAAGUUGCAUACGUUACUGUCAAUAGUGGAAGAAAAACCAAAGGUGGACAUAGGACAAAAUAAUAGACACAACGAGCAUCACAUCAAAAAUCAUUUCAAGCAUAAUCAUUAUACACACAAUUCCAUACUGACACCUUCUACAAUUAACCAGGGCCUAGAUGCAGGUACAAGUGACGAUAGUGGUAGAGCAUCAGAACAAUUGCAUGGCCCUGGUAUACCUAGGGAUUGCCAGGACGCAGACAGUUCCAGGGACCACCUCAGCGAUGCUAGCAGUCAUUGCAGUUCGGGUAAAGGUUAUAUCUGUGAUAGUGAAGGAGAAGACGAUAAGGGCUCGGAUGCUGAAUCGAUACUCUUUGAAUCUUCUACCCCACCACCCCUUGCACGUAAAUACGAAUUGCCAUCAUCUUCACCGCACGUUUUGCCUCCAGCAAACGGAGCAGGAGGUUCACCUCCAGACACGGGUGGACAAAUUUCCAAUCCAGCAACGGAUGCUCCGGCACCUAUACCACCUCCUGUGCCUGCAUCAGCACCAGUUCCAACAGCGCCAAGUCCUCCUAGUCCUACUCUACCCCCUCACAUAUCUCAACCACCUAUGACUAGUCCAUUGGCAGCAAACCCACGUGCAAUAGCUCCGCAGCAGCGGCCAGCUUCCCCUGCUCUGCCACCUCCUUCCUUAUCCCAACAGCCUCAUACUACAAUACCGGCAUUACAUCCACCUAAUGUACCCCUUGUUUCAUCGAGUCAUACAACUAGUCCUGCAGUAGCCAGUUUAGGUGUUACACCAGCAGCACCAUCAAACGGAGCUACAACUACUAGCUAUCCACCAUCGAUACCCAUGGCUGCUUAUCCUCAAACCCAACCAUCUUAUCCACCUCUUUAUACACCAUAUACUGCUCUAAAUCACAGCCCAUAUCUUCCGCCUGCAGUUCCAUCUCCCUCUCAUUCUGCUUCAUCGAGGGCAGAAGUGAGAGGAAGUAGGGCUUCUCCGUGUACUAAUAUAAGUAAACAACAGCCUGUAGGAAAUAAUACCACAAAUCAUAAUACUCCUUUGAGCGCUGCCACCACAACAUGUGUGUCCACAAUAACUAAUACAGUUACUACAGCAAAUACCAUUGCUCACAGAGACGUGGUAGCCUGUAGUUUGACUGGAAGAAACAAUAAUUCACCUCGUGGACAUAGUCCAAAUCGAGAAAGAGAUAGUUAUAGUAACGUCAGUAGCCUAAGUCGAGGUAGCAUAACGCCUGUAAGUGUGCCAAACACAUCUUCUCCAGCCAAUUCUAGUCUACCUGCUUACACCAAACCACAAGGAUGGAUUGGUAGCAGCACAACAUCACAAUUAUCUCCGGCAACAGCAACAUCAGUUCCAAGGCCAACUCCUCCACCAGUACCACUUGGCAUGCAUACGUUUCCUCCGCCAAUGUUUGCGGCACCCUUACCACCUCCCGUAUCCAGUUCCAGUCCACAUACGUCACUGCCUUCACUACCACCGCCAACGACCAAUCCUAAUCCAUUCUCCGCCGAGUCACUUUUCCAAACAAGGGUGACUCAUGUCGCAGGUCAGGCAGACCUGUUAAGGCGAGAGCUUGACAAUAGAUUCUUGGCAUCCCAAGAUAGAAACGUUGGAGUUGGAGUUGGCAAUUUGGGUCCACCCCCAUAUCUUAGGACGGAGAUGCACCAUCAUCAACAUCAGCAUACUCACGUGCAUCAACAUACUACACCUCUGCUUCCACCAACGGCCGCGACAACAUUGUUUCCACCUCCUAUAUUCAAGGAUAUUCCAAAAUUAGGAGGCGUUGAAUCUCCAUUUUUUCGUGGAAAUCUGAACCUUUCUAGUUAUUCUGGUUUUAAUACUGGUCUCUUGCAUCCUGGAAUUGGUCCACCUUCAACUCCUUUUGUACCUCCAAAUCAUUUGACAUCAUUUGCACCAAAGAAAAGUGGGAAAUGGAAUGCAAUGCAUGUUCGGAUUGCUUGGGAAAUUUAUCACCAUCAACAGAAGCAGCAAGCAGAAGCAAAAGCUGGAAGUGUCGUUAAUACUAAAACAGAACUUUUAAGACCACCAAGUCAUCUUUAUCCAGGAGGACCAGGAAGUGGUCUCGGAAUAGGAGCACCUCCAAUGGCACCACCAUUUCCUACUAAUAUACCACCAACACAUCCAGCUCCACCUCCACCUCAUCCUGUUGGUUUUCUAUCGACGCCAGCAUCGCAUUUGGGAACAGGAAUGUCACCGUUUGGAAGGUAUCCGUCAACAUUUGGUGCACCGAAUCCAAAUUUCCCUGGUCUUUCUAGCUUUCCUCCUUCGAGGGAAAUGCCACCAUUGGGUGGCCUAGGUUCUGUACAUGAUCCAUGGAGAGGAUUACAGCGAACCUCUACUGGAUUUCCACCAACCACGGCGGUAUCGUGGAAUUUAAAACCGGAACCACCUGCAAUUGACAGACGAGCCGAACUGGAAGAACGAGAAGCGCGAGAGCGGGAGCGCGAACGUGAACGUGAGCGAGAGCGUGAACGAGAACGCGAACGGGAACGCGAACGUAUAAGACGCGAAAAAGAAAGGGAACGAGAGGAGCAGCGUGAGAGGGAGAGACGGGAGCGCGAGAAGGAAGAAAAAAGAAAACAACAGGAGGCUGCCGAACGAGAAAGAGAAAGGAGAGACAAGGAACGUCGAGAGAUGGAAAGACGCGAGAUGGAACGUGAAAGAUUGCUUCAUCAAAAUCGGCAGCACGUAGUUGUAGGUCGAGAACGGUCGCCUUUAAGAAACGGAUCGGCGCCUAUAGAAACUGGAGAAGUUCGCGUUAAAGAAGAACCACGAAGUAAAGAUGAUGAAGUUGUGAUGCUGCCAAGGCCACCAGGUCCUGGACCUGGGACAGCGUCUGGUACAGGACCAGGACCAAGUCCACUGCCUGAUACGAGAUAUCAUCAUCCUCAUCCUCAUUCAUACCUUGCAAGGCAUCCGCAUAGUAUGCCUGCACCGCAUUCCAUGCCACGAAGUAUGCUCCCUGGUUUGAGCGCGCAUCCAAUUCAACAUUUCCCACCUCCUUCCGCGCCUACUGGUCAACCGGGAGGUCCAUGGCCUGGGGAUCCGUUUCGGGAUUACCGUUACGAUCCCUUACAACAAUUACGCUAUAAUCCAUUAAUGGCUGCUGCUGCAUUUCGAGCAGAAGAAGAAGAGAGGGUUAAACUUUACGCCGGGUAUCCACCACCGCCUGUAAAUUCUUUACGAAGCAAGGAUCCAAGUCCUGGUCCAUUGAGUAAUUUGCAUAUGCAUCAUAGAGCAGGACCUGGACCCGGGGUGCCAACACGACAACUAGAACCCGCUUUGAUGCACGCAGAUAUACAUAAGAAGGAGGAUACUUCCCAACCUCGAUGAUAUAUCCUCCCCACGUCCUCAGCUUCUGCAAGUGAACGCACUAAAGGGUCAGCAUUCUGAGAAUUUUCGUAAAGUUUCCAGACCCCUGGUGCUGAUAUUUUGCUAAUGGAGAAGAGGCGUUAUUUAAAAAAAAUUGUAUAUAAAUUAUGUAAUAUUUAUAGCUAUCAAAGAAAGUGCGAAGAAAUAAAACACGUAUAGGACAUUUAAAAGUAACAAAUAAAUGCAUUCAUGUGGCGCGUAAAGAGAUUAUUGACGAAAAUGCCUUCGAUAAAUGAAAAGUUCGUGAUUAUAGAAAUUCCGUCUGAUUACACGGAAGUUAAAGGACGAAUCAUGCAUAUAAAUAAACUAAGGCAUUUAUUGAAAUAAUGUGGGUUACAAGAAAGAAGAAAACAAAUAAUGAUGACUUAUAUGUGAUUCUCUGCAAAUUUCGGAGAUCUGACUGUUUAUAGUGAUAUAAACUUUAAUCAUUACGGUAAUUAUGCGUACAGUUUAAAAAAAAAAGGUAUCGUGUGUAAUAUUAUAGAUAUUGUAGAAUGCGAGAUGAAGCUACGUAAAAAAAAGAAAUCCAAGUUAAGAGCAAACUUAAGCGGAUCUCUACCAUUAUUCAAAAAUUAUUUAAUUACUAAUUUAUUUAUUGCGACGUAUAAACGAAUCUCUACUACUGACGUAUGGAUACGAUCGUAAAGCAAGUUGCCCUAAUUUAAUUGUCAUAAUAUAAAAAAAAAUUUAUAUGUUUCCAUUUUCUUCAUAGGAAUUAAUUUGUACUGUAGAAGUAAUAGUAAAGAAAACGAGGGGGCAAAAAAACAGGUAUCUUUGGCUUUUGGCAGCACAAGCUUGCUUUUCUCUCUUCAUUCGCAUGCAAAUUAAAAUCGCACUCUGGUGCUUCCUGUGAUAUAAAACGUAAGAUUAUUUAAAACUAUUGCAGUUAUUUUACAUCGUAAUUAUAAGGAGAAUAAUAGACACAAAUUGUAAAUCAAAUUGUUUUUUGACAAAUUAUAACAGGUCUACUACAAAUACAUUUUGGAAUAAAAUAAAACAAAAGAAAGAAUUUUAUAUUCAUUAAGAAAAUCAUGGGAUUCGUGAGUAAACAAAUACAAAAGCAGUUUGUUCGUGCCAAAGUGCUUUAAUCAAAAACACAGUUAACGCUAUGUAGAAAUGUUGCAGCUUCUGAUUUUGUGUCUAUGAAAAUUGAAAAAGAAAAAUUGUUUUAUAUCCCCGUUUUAUCGUCCUCUCAAUUUAUCAGCUAUAUACGUCGUUAUGUUACCAGAGACUAAUUCAUUCUUUUAA